AUGGGUAAAAUAUUUUCAAAGCAAACGGGCAGCACAGUGCAUGUGCCAGCUUCAGAUGAAAGCUCGAGAAGUCCUGUUACCUUACCACCUUCUUCUAUCCAAAGAGAUGUACCUCCUAGCUCAACCUCAGUACCAUAUGGUUCAAGCUCUCGUCAAGCCGUUACAAUCCAAUACACCAACCCGAGCUAUACGACCUCAACAUCCCAUCUCGAAAUUUCCCCAUUGAACACGAAUUUCAGCGGAGCUGAACAUGAUGAAUCAACAGUCUAUGGUAACGCAGGCAGUCUGAACAGUCCUGUAGGUAACAUGAAAAUGCCACCAUCAACUCAUAGACGCGCUUCCUCAUGGGACUCGAGCUUCCCCAAAAUCCACCCGGUCACUCAACUUGAAGUCUUUCGAAGUGGGUCUUUUGGUGACAAGGAUGGGGUGCAAAUCGUUUGUGGUCACGUACUCAAGGCCCUGCGGCAAGUUGUUGCAAGCUCUGAAGUAUCUCCAGACGACGAAAUAAUCAUAUCGCGUGACAGCUGGAUCAUGGAGCCAUAUGAGUUGAUCGUGUAUAACAAAGUCAGAAUCGAGGAACAUCGCCGGGAGACGACAAACGACGUUGCCAAGAAGCAUCUCGAGAUGUUGCUAGACUUCUUGAACACUAGCCAGCUUGGUGUUUGUCAAAAGUUUGACGAGGUUCAGUCGCACAAGUGCCAAAACAUACGGUUCAAACAUCUCUUUCUUCUCUACACUCCGCGCACAACAGUCUUUAAAGUAGACAAUGACGCCUGGAGGGCCUACGUGAUCGAGAAAUCGGAGACCAUGGUUGGUAUGAAACCAACAAGUUUGCGUAUUCAUGCAUGGUUCCUCGAUUUCAACAACGCUGGCGAUAAGUUGAUACCGCACAGAGCAACGUUCGAGGUAUCACAGUUCUCUUCUGAACGGCCAAUCAAGCAUUUGGAAUUGCUCCCAGAGUGGUUCAUCGAAUCCCAAAACUCCCCUCGACAGGAGCUCAUAGACCGAGGAUGGAAGCAUUGGAGCUACGGCAAAGCGCCCUCACACAAGGAGUACAGAGGGACGGCAUGGCGUCAAGCACCAUACGAGACCCCUCUCAUGGUCAUUGUAGACUAUACAACGAGUAGCAGGUGUGUUCAGACUGGCGAUGCCACGAUUGAGCCCGAUAGCACUUCAUCUCGUUGCUCAGCGUGUGUCGGGGAUUCCCUCGGAUUAUUCUCAUUCCCUCACGCGGUUGAGAGUCCAAGGGGUUCUCAUGUGUGCGUCAACGACGUAACGAUGACACAUUCCAGAUCUGAGGGCAGCCCGACUGAAGACAGUAGCAUGCUCUUAUUUUGUCCACCAAAGCUAUGGGCAUUCUCCUUGCGAUUCAAGACGUGGAGUCUGGUUUCGCACAGUGAUCUCAAAGAGGUGGAGCCGCAGGAGAAUCCAUUCGAUGACGAAUUGUAUAUGGACUCAACUAGAAAGAAGUCGUUGAGUGGGAUCGUGUCUUCUUAUCUGAAUAGUGUCAGUUCGCAUGGCGACAACUACUCACCGACCCGAAAGGUCCGUGGCCUGAAUAUCCUACUCAGUGGUAGCUCUGGUACUGGGAAGACCUUCACCGCAGAAUGUCUUGCCCGAAAGUUUGGCAUUGCGCUAUACACUGUGACUACCGGUGACCUGGGUGUCGAGCCGACCGUGUUCGAUCAAAGGCUACAAGAGACAUUGACCCGAGCAACAAACUGGAACGCCAUGGUUCUGCUGGAUGAUGUUGACCUUUACAGCAAAGAACGCACAGGCUACAAUAACGAGCGUGCAGCACUUCUUCCCACCUUUCUGCGAGAUCUGGAGUAUUCGAAAUGUCUUUGUUUCAUCAGCAUGAUUUCCCAAGAAGGUGUCGAUCCCGCAUUUUCAUCUCGUAUACACCUCGCUGUUCCGUUCCCAAAGUUUGACUUUGAAUCUCAAAAAGCAAUUUGGCACAGCCUCAUUGAAGGUCUUUGUCAGGAUGGGCACAGCAAGUUCGAGCUAUCCAGGUUUGUCAAUGGCACACUGAGAGGUCUGGACCAAGGGGAGCAUACAAAUAUGAAUGCAAGACAGAUCAAGAACUGUAUGGAUGUCGCGCUUGUACUGGCUCAGAAUGAAGGACCUGGGGCCAUUGUAAUGCCACAUCAUGUCGAAACCGUUCUAGAGCUAGGCAUGGCUUUCAAGGCUCACAUCAUGCAGGAGAGUGGAACAAGAUUAGAAGUUAUAGGAGAGGAUCUAUUCAUAUAG
This is a messenger RNA of Pestalotiopsis fici W106-1, 2250 nucleotides long. RefSeq lists its product as uncharacterized. The record is from RefSeq and is a predicted model, not a curated record. The transcript is spliced from 4 exons. Lineage: Eukaryota; Fungi; Ascomycota; Sordariomycetes; Amphisphaeriales; Sporocadaceae. Gene Ontology annotation, molecular function: ATP hydrolysis activity; ATP binding. The coding region runs from base 1 to 2250 and encodes 749 amino acids.